Molecule: messenger RNA, 1041 nt
Organism: Aedes aegypti (yellow fever mosquito)
Lineage: Eukaryota; Metazoa; Arthropoda; Insecta; Diptera; Culicidae
Exons: 2
Coding region: 93-968 (291 amino acids)
Source: RefSeq, a predicted model, not a curated record
UCGGAAUCUACGGUCAGUUAAAGUUCGUCGCUUGAUGCGACCGGAGAUCGUUUGUUCGUUUGACAACGCGUUAGAAGGUCUAUUUGGGCAGCAUGAAUCUGUUUCCGGGUGUGGUCCCGAUCCUAGUGACGGUGAUGAUUUUAGGGAUUGACGCCGUUAAACCGUCAUCGAAUGUGGACUUUACGGACGUUGAGGAUCCCGCCGACGAUUCUGGGUUUGUGAAUGUGUACCGGAAUUAUCCGAAGAUCCAGGUGACGGUUGAUACUUCUAAGCUGAAGCGGGUUUCGCAAGCCGAAAGUGAGGAUAGUAGUUCGGGAAGCUCAGGAAGUUCGGGAUCGGAGUCGGUUGAAAGGCCAACGAUUGGAGUGAAAACCGACAUUACUAUUGAAAUAUCAGAAGAAUCAGUGAAUGAAACCAACACCGUGGACGGGAAAAUCGAUACCGGGAAAAGAGUUGGUUCAAAUGGGAAAAAGAACGGUAAGAGUGACGACGAUGACAAUGCAAGUGUACCAGUGUUCAAGGGAAUGGCCGGGGUACCCACGAAGGGGAAAACUCCUAAGCCAACGUCUUCGAAUGACGUGAACGGAAAACGACCGGGAGUUACGCUGAGCAGCAGACCAACAACGUUUGUCCAUAAUAGUGAUGAUCGCAGGCCGUCCGGUCCCCAUGAUGGAUGGAAUCGCUAUCAACCAUUGACAGGAGUUUGGACCACAGAGAGGCCUUAUAUCAGAAGGAUCGAAUAUGAUUAUUAUGGUAAUCCCAUCUACGUGAAGAGCUACGUGCCCUACCAUCAAACUCAGCAGGGCCACCAGCAAGACUCGAGUGGCAACUGGAAACCGUGCUACUGCAGCCCCAACUAUCCACAACCGUGGGACCGCGCCCCGUCAAAUCCGGUUCUUCCGACGCCAACACACCGGCGAAAGGUCGACGAUAAAGUUGACAUCCCCUACAAGCAGCACCGGGAUUAGAUUUAGGUCACAUCCGAAACAAAAUCAUUUUUGUACAUAACAUUGCAAUAAAUGUAUUCUGACGGAUUUGUGA